AUGAAACCAAAAAUACCCACCGCUUCUCUCUUCUUCUUUAUCAUUUCUGCUCAUGCACUACUUCUUGAAGCCUCAAACAAUGCCGAUGAAGUAUUCAAAAUUGAAGAAAACGAAGAGACCCAAAUCAAAAGAUCAGAUUUUCCAUCCGGGUUUCUCUUUGGAGCAGCCACUUCUGCUUACCAAGUUGAAGGAGCCUACCUUGAAGACGCGAAAUCGUUAAGCAACUGGGAUGUAUUUUGUCACACCGUAGGUUGUGGAGAAAAUGGGGAGAAUGGAGACAUUGCAGAUGAUCAUUAUCAUAUGUUCUUGGUUAUGAGAGACAUUGAGUUAAUGCAUUCCCUUGGCAUACAAGCAUACAGAUUUUCAAUAUCUUGGGCUAGAAUUCUUCCAAGAGGAAGGUUUGGUGAAGUUAACCCUGCUGGCAUAAUGUUCUACAACAAGAUCAUAGACAAUCUCAUUCUCAAAGGAAUUGAACCAUUUGUGACGAUUCACCAUGCGGAUCUCCCUCAAGAACUUGAAGACAGAUACCGUUCUUGGCUAAACCCUGCAAUGCAGGAAGAGUUUUUAUAUUUGGCAGAAGUAUGUUUCAAGUCUUUUGGAGACCGAGUGAAGUAUUGGCUCACAAUUAACGAACCUGAACUAAUAGCAGGACUUGCUUACCAAAUGGGGAUUAUUCCACCAUCUCGUUGUUCAGAGCCUUUUGGAAACUGUCUUAGUGGAAAUUCGGAUGUCGAGCCUAUCAUCGCUAAGCACAACAUGUUAUUGGCCCAUGGAAGGGCAGCCAAGCUAUAUCAUGAAUGUUUUCAGCCAAAACAAGGUGGCUCAAUCGGUCUUACUGUUAACUGUAACAUGUAUGAACCACUAACGGAAAGUGAACUUGAUCACCGAGCUGCCAAUGUUGGAGAUCAGAGGGGAUUAAAAGUAUAA
This is a messenger RNA of Helianthus annuus (common sunflower), 927 nucleotides long. RefSeq names its product beta-glucosidase 18. Gene Ontology annotation, biological process: carbohydrate metabolic process. NCBI's taxonomy places the organism in Eukaryota, Viridiplantae, Streptophyta, Magnoliopsida, Asterales, Asteraceae. The transcript is spliced from 8 exons. The record is from RefSeq and is a predicted model, not a curated record. Gene Ontology annotation, molecular function: beta-glucosidase activity. Bases 1 to 927 code for a protein of 308 amino acids.